AUGUCACCAGAUCGCGUCGACGCAGAGCCAUUACACACUGGUGCUUGGAAUAACGACUACUCGAGACAGCUGGCCGGAGAUUUCAUUGCCGGAUCGCUAUCUGCGACUCUCAUAGCUCCUAUCAUCACUGUCAUUGAUCGGAGCGUUGUUGAAAGACUUUCCUCAAAUCGAUCGCUCCUGAGUACACUCCGCACACACGCAUUCUGUUCCAUUCUCAAACCGAAAAGAUUCUACCUCUCCAGGCCAUUCUUCAUUGCUUGGUCUCUCUACGCAGCAACUUAUGUCACUGCGAAUGCCACCGAUACGAGCCUCAGCCAUCUUCCCAAACUAUCGGAGAAGUCAACCAUUACAAACAUCGCAGCAACAUUCAGCUUCCUCCCAACAUAUGUUAUCAAUGUAUCCUUGGGGAUCCUGAAGGAUAUAAGGUUUUCCCAGAUCUAUGGCGAUCCAAACGCCGCCCACAAACGACCACCCUCAAUUCCUCGGACAGCAUACAUGGCUUUUCUCCUCCGCGAUAGCAUCACGAUUUCCAGCUCGUUUACCCUGGCCCCUCAGAUGGCCUCGUACAUACCGGAUUGGAUCACAGCCGACCUCCAUACCAAGAGGACUAUCACUCAACUCGUAUUGCCCGCUCUGGUACAAUUUGUGAAUACCCCUCUUCACUUGAUGGCGUUGGAUUUGAUUGCCCGCCCGCAAGUGGCCACUAUUGCCGAGAGAUCGGCCCUCAUACGAAGCGGAUGGAUCCAAUCAUCGUCGGUCAGAGCAGCGAGAAUCUUGCCGGCUUUCGGGAUUGGCUGUGUUGUGAAUGCAGAGCUGAGAGAGUUCUUUCAUGAACGGUGGAUGGUUAGAUAGAGCGAAUACAAAGAUUGUCUGCAUCUGGGGAUAACAACAGACGAGGAUUCUCCUCUGAUCGCUUGAUGAUUGGGAC
Messenger RNA from Aspergillus ibericus CBS 121593, 928 nucleotides. RefSeq lists its product as uncharacterized. The record is from RefSeq and is a predicted model, not a curated record. The coding region runs from base 1 to 852 and encodes 283 amino acids. NCBI's taxonomy places the organism in Eukaryota, Fungi, Ascomycota, Eurotiomycetes, Eurotiales, Aspergillaceae. Gene Ontology annotation, cellular component: mitochondrion. The transcript is spliced from 2 exons.